UUUAGGAUUCAAUCUUCUGUUCCACUUUGUUGUUAAUGAUAAGGACGGUUAAGCUAGGUCAAGUCGAUGAAACUAUCUAUGCAUGUCCCGCCUACAAAACGAGUAUCAUCCACCUAAAAUAAGUCAAACAGAUCAGACAAAAUGAAUAAGAUUGAAAUUCUUUCUUACCUUUUGUUCCCUUUUCUAUAUCUCUAUUUCCAACAUGUUCAUUACUAUAUGUCCUAUGACUUUGACUGGCGGAUGCUUGCUUCGGCUACUGAAGCAUCACAAUGCAUGGGUCGAUUUAACACAUUCAUCCAUCUAGAAACUCGUAUACAAUUAACUUUCAUUCCUUUUCUUCCCUGACAUCGAUGCAAGCAAUUAACAUUCAGUUUCAUCUUACUUCACUUCACUUCCACUGCUUCUCUCCCCUGCCCUAAGAUCAUUUAUAAACCCCCUUCACAUACACAUAGGACUUCAAUCGUCUCUUGCUCAGCAUAAUGAAACGAAUGAAGGGCGAGUCCAAGGACAAAAAGAAAGUGGUGGACGGAAUUGGAGGAAAUCUGAGAGCUGAGGAGGAAGCCAGUAAGGAGCAGCGGCGGAGCUUGUGGGAGGAGAGGAUGAAGCUGAAUGCGAAAGAAUUGGAAUGGUUGAACAGGACCGAGCAUCUUUGGAGGAAGAUCCUGGAGUAUGAGGGGACUGAACUUCAAGUUUUCAAGGAUACCUUCCGCAAGUUGGAUGCUCUCCGGAAAUAAUCUGUACUAUCUUAGGGAUUUGAAGUAAUCGGUGAACCUAACCAUGUUAAAAUUCUCGGGGUUCAUUUUCCUGUCUUUACCUUUCUGUUCGUUGCUCUGUUUUGUUGUUGUUGUUGUUUUUCAUGGUAUUUGAAGCAAGAACAGAGAGACUUUAAAUUUCAGACCCUGCAAGUCAAUUCAAAAUUGUUGGACUGAAUGGCUUAACCUUUUUUUCACUUUAACCCCUUUUAUCUGAAGAGAAGGAAGACAGUGAACGACCAUAAAAGGAAACAAUUCCUCUUCUCAUCGUCUUCUUCCUCUCUACUCUGUUUCUCAACCUUCCCAUAUUCUAUACCCAAUUAAAAUUGUUUCUCGAUCGAAUUGCAGGUACAAAUAACAUCUUCAUCACUCAUUUCUCGCGGAUCGUCAACUUAACGUACUGGAAAUUUGUUUUAGCUCCAUGCCCAUAUAUCGUCAGAAAUCAAUAUAUCUAGGAACUAUCCUACUAUAUCGUGCAAAAUCAUCAUAGAAAGCUAAUAUUGUCAUUUCCAUAUUUAUCGUCAACUUAUCGCGUUUCGGUUUUAAGAACAUGAAACGUUUUGACUUUGGGUAAUUCAACCCUACAUUCCCAUACCGGUUCACACCCUCUGCCACAAGUCUAUGCAAAUUCUCCUUUAGGGCCAGAGUUGGGCCUGUCCCAACUGAGAAUCCAGCGUGAGGCCUGAAAGCUCAAGCUGGGGCUUUCUCAGUUGGGCCUUGUUGAUUCAAAGUUGUUUGCUAUGACUAUCGGUUUGGGCCUACCGAGGGGCAUCUCUCCUUCCCGUUUUCAUAAAUGAUUAAAAAUGAGUUAAGGGUUAAAUCGUUUUUUUUAACCUUUUUUUACCUCUACUUUUAGAAUCGAACGAAAAAUUGCGUCGUAAUCGUAUCCGAUAAAAUUAAUGAUUUAUG
Molecule: messenger RNA, 1661 nt
Organism: Linum trigynum
Lineage: Eukaryota; Viridiplantae; Streptophyta; Magnoliopsida; Malpighiales; Linaceae
Source: the annotation of a GenBank genome assembly